AUGGGGAGACCCAAAGGCCGAGCGGCGGCACCGCCUGGACCCGGGGUUUCUGAGCGGCAGCGGCAGCGGCAGCGGCAGCAGGAAAUGCGAGGGAAGCAGCGUCCAGCCCCGCGACCAGGGCAGCACAGCGAAGAGAAGAAGAAAGUGAAUUGCAAGCCCAAGAACCAGGAUGAGCAGGAGAUCCCUUUCCGACUGCGGGAGAUCAUGAGGAGCCGAGAGCAGAUGAGAAACCCCAUCAGUAACAGGAAGAGGAAGAAGGAAGCCCAGGUGGCCUUCAGAAAGACACUGGAAAAGGAGGCCAAGGGGGUGGAGCCAGACAUCGCUGUCCCCAAGUUCAAGCAGAAGAAGUGGGAGUCGGACAAGGCCUACAUCCAGCGCAUGGAGCAGGAGACCCAGCACGUGAUGUUCCUCAGCAAAAACCAGGCCACCUGGCAGCCUGAGGCCCAGGAGACCCCCAGGAGGGAGAAGUCGGAGCGCAAGAAGGCAUUCCAGAAGAGACGGGUGGCUAAGGUCCAGCGGAGGAAGGAGGACAAGGCAGCAGACCAGCUGGAACAGGAGUUGCUCCGAGACACAGUGAAGUUUGGGGAGGUUGCUUUGCAGCCCCCACAGCUCACAGCCAAGCCCAGGAAGAGCCUGGACAAAGGACAGCUGGGCAAGUCUACCCUGAUACUGAAGAUGCUUCUGGGUCCUGGCCAUUCUACCCAGCCUUUGGGCACCUCCCUGGCCAGGCAGCGGAUUUUGGGGGAGGAGAGAGAGCGCGUGGUGCAGGCCUACCGAGAGUUGAAAAGGCGAAAGCAGCAGGGACCUAGGUCUGCAGGAGAGAAGCCAGGAGGAGUCCACUUGUGA
Messenger RNA from Elephantulus edwardii (Cape elephant shrew), 846 nucleotides. It is a transcript of the gene CCDC137, whose product is annotated as coiled-coil domain containing 137. The record is from RefSeq and is a predicted model, not a curated record. The coding region runs from base 1 to 846 and encodes 281 amino acids. Lineage: Eukaryota; Metazoa; Chordata; Mammalia; Macroscelidea; Macroscelididae. The transcript is spliced from 6 exons.